Molecule: messenger RNA, 1137 nt
Organism: Microthlaspi erraticum
Lineage: Eukaryota; Viridiplantae; Streptophyta; Magnoliopsida; Brassicales; Brassicaceae
Source: the annotation of a GenBank genome assembly
AUGUCGACUCGGCCGUUGAGAUCGAUUCCGAUGGAGCUGAGUAACUUUGCACACACUUGUUCAAUACCAUCACCACUCCCUUCAGUGGCAGCAAACGUUUCAGAACACAAUCAACUCAUGGGAAGGCCCUAUCAUUUGCCCGCUGGAGGAGCGGUUGGUCAUUCAUAUUCAAAUGAUCUCCAUAAUGAGAAACACAUUGGAAGCAGUGACACACCUUUCACCUCUGAGAUAUUAGAUUGGGAUCCAGCUUCAAUCCUCGAUCCUUUUGAUUUUCCUUUGGAUUUGUCCAUUCAAAGCAAUCAAGUAGAGAAUGGUGGCAUCAUCGCAGCAUCUGAUGGCAUUCACAAACAAAGCGACUUGCCAGAAUUUGAUGACGAAUUGAUUUCUGAUGAGAAUCCUCUCAUGUCUACUUACUGGAACGAUCUUCUCCUUGACACAAGUUCCACCUCUGCUUCUUCACAGGUCAAGAAACCAACUAUGGAAUCGCAUAUUCAACAACCUCCACAAGUUGUUCUUCAGCAGCCUUCUCCUUGUGUUGAAUCGCGACCUCUUGUUAGGACAGUAUCCUCAAACAGCAACAACAACAGUUGCAACAGUAAUAAUGCAGCAGCUAAGGGACGUAUGCGUUGGACGCCAGAACUUCACGAGGCUUUUGUUGAAGCUGUUAAUCAGCUUGGUGGCAAUGACAAAGCAACACCUAAGGGUGUGCUGAAGCUCAUGAAAGUCCAAGGCUUGACUAUAUAUCAUGUCAAAAGUCAUUUGCAGAAAUAUAGGACAGCUACAUAUAUUCCAGAACCAUCACAAGGUUCGCCGGAGACAAAGUUGACACCGAUUGAGCAUACUGCACCUCUUGAUACUAAACGUGGGAUAGAUAUCACCGAGACUCUGCGAAUUCAGAUGGAACUUCAGAAGAAACUGCAUGAGCAGCUUGAGAUUCAAAGAAACCUGCAACUUCGGAUAGAAGAACAGGGAAAAGCCAUUAUCAAGAUGUUUGAGAAGCAAAAUAUGGGUUUUGGCAAACUGGAACAAGAAGACGAAACAAGUGCGCAAACGUCUGAAACUGGUUCAGUGGAAUCAGAUUCCCCGCGAUCAAAGCGUCCGAGAAACGAUCAAGGAAGGAAAGGUUUCCUGGGAUGA